UAAAUUUUAUAUCAUCCAUUUUUAUGAAGCCAGCAUUUUUCUUUCUCAUAAAAAAAAAAUCCACAAUUCAUCCCUCUUCAAAGGAAAAAAAACCCGAUUUUUGCAGCACCAACUUCCCAAAAAAAAAAAAAAGGGGGCAAAUUUGGAGACUUUGAACACACGAUCCUCACAUAAAUGGAAGGUAACUGAAUCUAAGAGCCAGGUGUAUCCUCUCUUACAAUUCCCCAACAGAAACGGCAAAUAAAACCAAAAGCAAAACAAAAACCAGCAACAAUGCGCUCAAUGGUUUUCCAAAUUUUGCAUUUACACCUUCCAAUCUUUCACAACAUUUUCACUAUCCAACCCACGCCUUUACUGGGUUUCUCUUUUUCUCUCCUCUAAUCCACUAAUCAGUCAACCCCACCUCCAAAGAUCACAUCUUUGUUGUUUACACCAUUCCCAUGACAUAAAAAGUCUCAAACUUUGGAAUUAUCCAUUCAUUCAUGGAGGUUGGUAAUACCAAACAGGGUGAUACUGGUAGUCCUCCUAGGCAAAGGUUCUACAUUGAACUCAAUCCUGGAGAGACAACAAUAGUGUCUUGGAAGAAGCUUUUGAAAGAUGCAGCAGCAAACAAGGCAAGCUCGUCUCAGUCUCAGAAUCAAACUACUACUGCUAUUGAUGCUGUUGUGGAGCCUGCUUCUGUGGAUACUGACCGGCAAGAGGCUCAGUUUUCUCUGGGCCAGCCCACUGAAUCUGUAUCAAAAAAUGCACCUUCUUCAAAUCAUCUUGGUUCUGUUAUUCAGAAAAUAGAGGGGCUCUAUGUGGAUGAGUAUUUUGAAAUUGAUGGGUCACCCACCGAACAUGAUGGAUUCUUUAUGAAUAAGGGAAAAUUAGAUCACAUGAACAAACCGAACUCAUCCACUCACUGCCAGCCAAAGAAAAGAAGGAAUAAUAUACAAAAAGCUAAAGAAGAGAAGGAUGAUGAUCAUGUAAGAAAUAAACAUGCAAAAUUAGGUCAUGCAAGUAUGGAUAUUGCUACAAGGAAUAAACCUCUGGUUGAACCAUUUCCAACCAACUCUCAUAGUUUAGAUGCUGACGGUGAACAUCAUCAUGAUGGGAAACUGCAUUCAUUGACUUAUCCCGUAGGAUCUUCUGACAAAAAGCCUGCUGCUCUUGAUAUAAGAUCUGAAAAUUCAUCUUAUUCAGGAAUAACAAACAGGGAUGAGUCCAUCUCCUGCACAAGACUGAAUAACACUGAAGAACAGAUGAAUGGAGUCCACCAGCCUGUGAAUUUGGGUAGAAGUGUGAAAGAUACAGGUGAAUUAUCUGUAGUUGCAUAUGAAAAGUAUCAAGAAAACUAUGCUCCCAGCCAACUUGGGCUGCAAUCGAAAAGAUUAGCUAGUAAAACCAGCAAUACAUCCUCUUCCAAAUUUUCUCAAAGAAACAAGAAAGGAAGGCAUGAACUACCUGACCUGAAUAUUCCUCAGUAUCCAGUGCACGCUGAAAAGAAAACUGCCAUCAUACAUCCAAAGGAUGUUUCUAGCUUGCAGCUUAAGGGUAGUACGCUUGAAAGGGCCAUCAGGGAUUUAGAGAAAGUGGUUGCAGAAUCUAGACCGCGGAAUAUUGAAGUUCAGGAUACUGAUGGCUCAUCCACAGCUAUCAAAAGAAGAUUGCCUUCUGAAGUGAAGCAGAAGCUUGCUAAAGUUGCCAAGCUAGCGCAGUCAAGCCAAGGAAAAAUAUCAGAGGAAUUAAUCAAUCGCCUUAUGAGUAUUCUUGGGCAUUUAAUUCAGCUCAGGACACUGAAGAAAAAUCUGAGAGAGAUGGUUGAAAUGGGACCAACAGCAAAGCAAGAGAAAGCUGACAGAUUCCAGCUUAUUAGAAGGGAGGUCAUGGAGAUGAUAGAACUGCAGCAGGCAUCUAAAAGAGAGAAAGCAGGUGGUGACUUUCAGAAAGCAAUUAUUUAUGAAGAAAAAGGAGCUAUGGAUGAGAAGUAUGUUAUGGACAAUAAGAUGGAAGAUAAGAUAUGUGAUCUUUAUGAGCUAUUUGUUCAGGGGAUGGAUGAAGACAAAGGUCCACAUAUCAGAAAGUUGUAUGUUGAGCUUUUGGAACUAUGGCCAGAUGGAUCUAUGGACAACCAUGGGAUAAAAAAUGCUAUUUAUAGGGCAAAGGAGCGUAGAAAAACAUUCUACAAUAAUGAAAAGGUCCAAGAAAAAGCAAGGUUGGAAGAGGUGUCCAAAUGCUGGAAGGAUAUUAAUGUUGGUGGGAAAGCAACUUCAGUUGCUCAAGCAAAACGUGCACAAGAAGGACACAGCACCCCAGCAGCCAUCACUCAGUACCUCUCUGGACCUGCAAAACCUCUUCCUCCAUUCCUAAAAGGCCGUAAUGAUGAUUCUCCUAAACAAGAGAAGCUUGAGAAAAUGACAUUUCCUAUGUUGAAAGAACAAAUGAAGCAGCAAAGGAGGGAGUUUAAUCGUGGAUUAAAAAAAUCUUCUCCAAAAGUGGACAAGGAAUCUCACAUGUCCCACAAGCAGGAGGUUGAGCAGCAAGAUGGUUUGAAACACCAUCUGACCACCUCUUCUUCAAGCUUGGGACAGCAGAACUGACCAGUGGAUCCAGUUGGAGGUUCACAGCUUGACUGUGCAUCGAAGAACAUUAUCAGUGAUCUUUUCUCAUAAUUUGUGCCUGUCCUCUUCCAGACUAGGCAUUUUGCAUAGUAAUAAGUAGGGAAUAUAGUUAUCUUGCUAUUUAGUUAAGUUAUGCUAAGAUAGAAAUAGCAGAAAACUAAUACUAACGGCAGAUUAGGCAACUAAUAUUAAUACCCAGUUGGUAUUUUGAGAACUUUGCAGGAAGAGGAAUCUUUGUUUAAGCACCUUUAUGAAAUAAUAAUAUCAGUCCAUAAAACUCUA
Molecule: messenger RNA, 2885 nt
Organism: Populus nigra (black poplar)
Lineage: Eukaryota; Viridiplantae; Streptophyta; Magnoliopsida; Malpighiales; Salicaceae
Product: ubinuclein-1-like
Exons: 12
Coding region: 483-2582 (699 amino acids)
Cellular component (GO): nucleus
Source: RefSeq, a predicted model, not a curated record